GUUUGUCAAACACCCUUUUCAGAUCGCAGGGUUCAAGUAAAUAGCAGGAUUACUUCCUGCUAGUAAUAUUAAUGUUUCGUCAGAGCAAAGUAUAUGGAUAUUUUGUGCAGCAGAGAUGAAAUAUUUUACCGUGUUUUUGUUGUGUGAUUUGUUGGCGAUUUGGUCUUGCACGUACACGGUUGUUUACGGAGGAGGGCCGCCGAAACAUAAAGACAAGAAACAAAAUGACAAAAACCAGAAAAAUGUAAAAUUGUCAGACAAAACUGUUGAGGAGCGUGGUUUGAUUCAAGAGAACCCACGAACCAAGGACAUCUUGAAUGAAAAUGCCAACUUCUGCCGAAGAAAAGUGGAAGAAAGAAACUUCAAAGGAGAAAUGCUUGGCUAUGUGACACCGUGGAAUAAUCGUGGUUACGACAUUGCCAAGAUAUUUGGAGGGAAGUUUACGGUGAUUUCUCCAGUGUGGCUUCAGGUAAAAAGAUCAUCCAGCGAUAAAUACAUCAUCAAUGGAGGUCAAGAUAUAGAUAAAGAAUGGGUCAAGAUUGUCAAGAAAGGAAAGCGCUCCGUUAAAAUAUAUCCUAGACUCCUAUUUGAUCAAUGGACUAAACAUGACUUCAUCGCCGUGUUUCAAGAAGAAACAGAACUUCAAGCUCUCGCUAAAACCAUCUCAGCAUUUUACAAGAAACAUAAUUUUGAUGGAGUUGUUCUUGAGGUCUGGAGUCAACUUGGGGGACAAGCAAGAAUGGAGAUGCAGCACUUAGUGGUUGACAUAGCAGAAGAAAUGCACAACUCAGAUAUGAAAUGUGUACUUGUAAUCCCACCGCCUGUUAUGCAGAGUGGUCCUGGUAUGUUUUCUGCUAAUGAUUUCAAAGUGCUGUCACCGAUUGUAGAUGGCUUUAGUUUGAUGACGUAUGAUUAUUCCAGCGCUCAAUCGCCAGGACCUAAUUCUCCCAUUGACUGGGUGAGAUCCUGUGUGAAAGAUAUCACGCCUGAUCCCAAUCCUGAAGAAAGAGCUAAAAUUCUACUGGGGUUGAACUUCUAUGGCUAUGAUUAUGGCCCACAGUCUGCUGAAGCUAUGAUCGGUCCAAGGUAUCUAGAGCUAUUGAAGAAGCGGAAACUAAAAUGGAACACAGCACAAGCAGAACAUGUCUUUGAUUAUAAAAAAGAUGGCCCGUGGGUUCAUCAGGUUUAUUAUCCGUCCCUUAAGUCUAUUGAAGUUCGUCUUAAAUUGGCAGAGGAAUUAGGAACUGGAAUAUCUAUAUGGGAGCUAGGACAGGGAUUGGAUUAUUUCUAUGAUCUACUUUAAAGGCACUGGACACUAUUGGUAAUAUUAGUCUAAAACUUACCUGAUAAUGAGCAAUGGAGAUCUGUUAA
This is a messenger RNA of Asterias rubens (European starfish), 1371 nucleotides long. Its product is annotated as chitinase domain-containing protein 1-like. Gene Ontology annotation, cellular component: extracellular region. Gene Ontology annotation, molecular function: oligosaccharide binding; chitin binding. The record is from RefSeq and is a predicted model, not a curated record. Lineage: Eukaryota; Metazoa; Echinodermata; Asteroidea; Forcipulatida; Asteriidae. The transcript is spliced from 12 exons. Gene Ontology annotation, biological process: carbohydrate metabolic process. Bases 116 to 1303 code for a protein of 395 amino acids.